GCGAUAGCAGGCCUGUGAUACAUAAUCGUGGGGGAGCCCCCUUCUCUGUCUUCCUGUCUAUCUCUCUCCUCUCUCUCGCUUUCUCUUCAUAAUAUUAAAACACGCCCUUCUGUCUUUUCGUUUCCUGUAUGUUUUGUGCUGGCUUUGCUGUCGCGAUAUAUAGAUGUGAUCAUGAUGUUUGUGAAUAAUAAGAGCCCAGUUUGGAGCUCUUGGAGCACGUCAUUACCGGCCUUGGCGAGGAGACACAUGACGGCCCUGUGUGUGGUCAUCGGUUUUUCAUUCCUUUUCACGGUUAUCUCAUUAUUCGACGGAUCUUACAACCUCUCAUGGAGAUGGACUUCCUCUCCAGCAUCCUCUUCAACGAAUGCAAGUGAGGAGAUAACGACGCCUCAACCGCUGGUCGCUAAUGGCAUGCCCCUCCGCAUCAUGUGCCUAGGCGCCUCCGUCGUCAAGGGUGAAGUAUCCAACGGCACCUACGGCUUUCGCAAGCCCCUCCGCGACACUCUUGUCUCGAUGGGCAACCCAGUCAACAUGGUUGGCUCCGCGCAAGUAGGCGACAUGAUGGACAACGAUGUUGAGGCGCACGGUGGCAAUCGCGUCGACCAGGUCUACGAGUGGGCGACGCACAGCGUGCCCGAUAUGAAGCCCAACCUCAUGAUUCUCAACGUCGGGUCCAACGACUGCCUACAACAUUACGAUACGGAGAACUACUACAAGCGUCUCGACUACUUCGUCAACUGGUUGCUGAAUACGUCACCAAGGGGUACCGUGCUGUUGUCGACGUUGUUGACCAAUACGGUCAAGAAUAUGGAGCCCUGCGUUCUGGAUAUCAACGAGCAGAUGAGGACACUGUACACAAUUCUCAAGUCGGAGGGGAAGCGGGUCGUACUUGCUGAGAUGCACUACAAGUUCGUGCCCGAGGGGGACACGUUGGAACGACCUCAAGUACACCACAUCACGCCUGAUGGCACGCACCCCAACGAUGAAGGCUACGGUCUCAUGGCGGACAUAUUCAUGCAGAGCAUUCGAGAAAUUGACGAACUGGGAUUUUUUCAAGAACCAGAGGACAACGGAAUCAUGAGCGAUGGGGAUGCGGAGAAGGUCAUUCAGGCUAAACAAAAGGUGGAAGAUGACAUUAGGAAGAUGACGGCCGAACUCAGGGAUACACCAGGUGUUACGGAGAUGCCUAAGAAGACGUCGACUAAAACGCCGGCGAAGUCACCAACAGAACAGCAUAAACGGAGGCGGCGGCGAUCAUAGGUUGUGCUUAAACGGGGUUUCACG
Messenger RNA from Pseudomassariella vexata, 1284 nucleotides. Its product is annotated as SGNH hydrolase-type esterase domain-containing protein. The record is from RefSeq and is a predicted model, not a curated record. Gene Ontology annotation, molecular function: phosphatidylcholine lysophospholipase A1 activity. NCBI's taxonomy places the organism in Eukaryota, Fungi, Ascomycota, Sordariomycetes, Amphisphaeriales, Pseudomassariaceae. Bases 172 to 1260 code for a protein of 362 amino acids. The transcript is spliced from 2 exons.